AUGCCCGCCCGAUCCUCCGGCCGCAUCGAGAAGGCUCGGAAGAGCAAGAACUCGACUCCCCACCAGAAGAAUCACCGCUGGGAGUCGUUUUCGACCAAGAUUGCAAAGUUCAACUCGCUGCAGCCGCUGCGCAAGGUUCGCCGACAUGACCUCGAGACCGAAGACCUUGCCUCGACGACGUCCUAUCUUCAGAAUGGACUGCAGAAAUGGAGCGAGCUCAACAUCUCGAAGCCUUUUUCCUCGUUCAAGAGGGAGGUGCUCCCGCUCUGCGACAGCUUGCCGCAGAUUCUGCACUUUGAGGAGCGAAUCAUGGCUUCCUUUGUCAAAUACAUUUCGGAGCAGGAUAAAGAAGGGCUGGAACCGCUGCUCGAUUUGUUGACGGCGUUUGCCCACGACCUGGGCAUCCGAUUCGAAAAGUACUUCUCACAGAGUCUGGAACUCAUCUUGGCCAUUGCCGGACGCCCUCAGCCGGUGGAAGUCAUUGAAUGGACCUUUGGUGCUCUUGCGUUCCUCUUCAAGUACUUGUCCAAACUUUUAGUCCCGGACCUCCGACCGACAUACGCCGUCAUGGCGCCGCUUCUCGGCAAAUCCAAACAUCCUCCGUUUAUUGCGCGGUUCGGUGCCGAGGCCAUGAGCUUUCUUGUCAGGAAAGCGGCGGCUCCCUCCCUGCGCGAGACGGCUCUUGUCACUUUCGUCGAGUACGUGCGGGACGAUAUAAGCAAGAUGGCGGAAGACAGGCAGUUUAUGCUGUACAAAGAUGGCAUCAUGACCAUGUUUGCCGAAGCCAUCAAAGGAACAGAUCGAACGAUUCAUUCGGCUGGAUCCGCCAUCUUCCUCGAGCUGGUAAACGCGAUUCCAAAGGAGGAGCGCACACUGGCUGAGAUCACCACAUGGACGGACUUGGUAUGUGGCGUUUUGACCAGCGUCAUUCAUCAUACCGGUGCAGACACGUUCAAGGAAUUUGCAGAGGCAAUCCUUGAUAGAUGUGAUGCCGAGCUGAAGGAGCCUCAUGACGAGGGUUCUCAUUGGUGGAUGGUGCCAUAUGUCAGGAUCCUCGGCGUGCUCGCCGGUGUUCGAAAAGGAAAUCGAAUCAGCGACUGGCCGCGCCUCGUCCGACUCCUUGUUGAGCUCCUCUCAACAGCCACACAGCCUAUCGAUGAAGCUACCGGGAAGAAUGACCUGCUGUGGACGUCGGUUGUUGUCAAUGUGGCAAUUGCCUGCCAUCACGCCCCAAUGGACUCCCUCAUCCCUCAGAUUACCCGUCUUCUCCAAUGCCUGACGAGAGAGCCAUACAUGAGAUUAUUCAUACCCUUUUGUUCUUACUUUAGCGAACUCGAUCCGAGUCGUUUCGGAAGCCUAUUCCGCAGUGACUUCCAGAAAUUCAUUGCAACUCAUUGGUCUCAGGGGCAAAACGAAGACAUGCUGUGCGUGUUGCUGCCAAAGAUUAUCGAAAACCGAGGAUUCCCCUCUGCUGGGGAGAAAGAUUGUUGCAGACUCCCUCAGGCAUGGCAGGAUCAGAUCGUCUCCAAGUUCGAAAGCCUGGAGAUCUCACCUUUCCCCGAAAGAGGGCCCUACGACAAAGACCCCCAAACCUGGAGAGACAGAUGUCUGCCCAAAUACGCCGCUCUGCUCCGAAUUCUCGAGCUGACUUCCGUUCAUCCAUCGACCAACGCACGGAUUGCCGAGCUUCUGUUGCGGAAACUGAAGCUCGCCCUUCGGCCCUCUUCCUCGCUCGCAUCCGACGAGGUCAACUUCAUUGUCAGCCAAGGGUUCCAUGCCUACCUGGGGAUGAGCAAGACAGCAGGUUCCACUGAUCCGAAACUCGCUCCCCUGCUUCGCGCAGCCGUGCCGCGAUUCGCACGAUCUGUGGGCUUCCUUCGGACCUAUCUGGCUUAUGAGCAGACAUUGCCAAACGGGCACGAAGUCGACAAGAACGAUGGUUCCGGUAGCGAUACCCCAAAUUCUGAAGAUGAUCCGGUGAUCCAGUCUCUGGUUGAUAACUUGACCUCGCCAUCUCAUGACAUUCGGUUGGCAUCUUUGGAGCUGUUGAGCAAGAUGACCAACGCGCCGAAACAGUCUCAGUGUGUCGAGAUCAUGCUUCAGAUUGAGCAAUCUCCGUUGACGCUAGACCAUACUCGAUCAAUCGCCAUGUAUCUGCGCAAGCUUGGGCAAGAAUACGGCUCGCUGACAGACUCGACUUGGCUGAAGAAGGGAAUACCAAACUUCAUGUUUGGCAUGCUGACGGUCAACUUGUCACCAGUCUGGGACGAUUCAAUAGAAGCUAUGAAGCAGGUUGCCGAGAGUAAAUCUGGCGAAGAAGCUAUUGCUGCCGCCGCAUUUCGAUGGCUGGAAGUUCCAUCGCCGCGAUGGACACCGCCGCAAUCCGACAGUGGCUCUGCUCGCUCUUUCUACUCGGACUUUGAAUGCACCACUCUGAACUAUCUUCAGGCGGCAGCAAAGAGCGUCCAGGAAGCGUCUGACGGCUCAGAUGAUCUGAUGCUGCAGAAGUUUGAUGACACUCAGCGACUGGUCGAGCCGUUCUCAACAAACGCCAAGGCCCAGGCGCUGAAGGUAUUCAAAGCACUGCCUUCCAUCGCCGAGAGAAGGUCCCGCCAGCUUGUGCCCCAUCUGUUUGCCUGGGCUCGGGAAGAGGACGGUGCACUCGAUGCUCAAGGUGAAGAUGACGCUCAAUCGCAAGCAGCAUUCUGGUCAUUGGCCGACAGAAAGGGGCUUGUCGCUGUGUUCGCGCAGUUCAUCAAUCCGAGAGUCUUGUUCCAGCACGAACAAGUUUACGAGGUCUUGCUGCAACUGUUGGCAAAUGGUGAUCUGGACCUUCAAAAGCUUGCUUUGAAGGCUAUCUUAGCAUGGAAGCAAGAUGGCGUGAAGACGUAUCAGGAGAACCUAGAGUACCUUCUCGACGAAGCUCGUUUCAAGAACGAGAUCACCGUCUUCCUCCAGGGAGACACCGCCAUUAAGCCUGAACACAGAGCCGAGCUCAUGCCGGUUCUCCUUCACCUUCUGUAUGGUCGUGCAAUCUCGAGAAAAGGCGGAGUUGGCGGCCGGCAUGGUCAGCAAACCACCAGACUUGCCAUUCUCAGGAACCUGUCUAUCGAGGAUCUUGGAGGCUUCCUCGACAUCGCUGUGGGCAAGCUUAAGGAUGUGCGCGUGGUUGGGCCAGCGGUGAACCGGAAGAAGCUUUUCGACCAAGAAAUCAUUUCAGUCCGAAAGCAGUUCGGUUUCUUGAACAUGGCCCAAUCUCUCAUCUCGGAGCUGGGCACCAAUGUUACUCCCUACAUGGACAUCCUUGUCAACACGAUUCUGUACUGUCUCGUCUUCUCUUGCAGGCGACUGAGCGGCACGUCUACAGAAGCGGAUCCCGAUGGUCCUGAAGAAGAGGAAAAGGCGAGUGGUCAUUCGCUACUCAGGUCGACGAGGUCAACGGGUCUCAAGUGCUUGAUUGCUCUCUUCCAAAAUGCACAGGACUUUCAGUGGGAGGCUUAUGAGGACAUCAUUCUUGAGGAAGUGGUGGCACCUAGGCACGAGAAUCUGCCAUCCGAGACUGCACAAGGCGUGUCGGGCAUGCUGCAGCUGCUGUCGACAUGGUCCAACCUCCCGAAGGCAGCCCUCUUCCUCGCUCCUCACGGCGAUGUGCUGCCCAAUGGCGUCCUACCAAAGGUCAUUGCUUGCAUAGCCUUUGAGAAAUCGAAAGAGUCCGUCAAAAUAUAUGUUCUCGAGAUGCUGCGCAGCCUGGCCAGGCUGGCCUUGGCUCCUGCUAGCGAAUCCGAGUUCAACGAGGUCAUCAAGGCCGAGCUUCUGGACCCCAACGCAACCGCGAUCCUGGACAAUAUCACUACGGUAUUAAGAACUGGUGAUAUCAGUAACGCAUUACUGGAAGCUGGCAUCGAGACUAUCCUGGCUCUGGCUCCCAUGUUCCAGACUUUGGAAAAUGUUCAAGCAGUCAUUCGAAUCUCCAGCUUCUUGCUCCAGCAACCAGCACGCCGAGUAAAUCCCAAACUCAAGGGCCGGAUUCUCCUGGUCAUCGAGAACUUUGCUUCGCUACCAGACGCUGCAAAGGAUCAGGCGCUGCUGCAAGAGGUGUACAAGACCGUCUCGGCUCUUUUUAGCUAUUUCAAGGAUCGAGAAAAUCGCGCCUCGUUGUGCCGCGUUCUACUGGCCAUUUCGAAGCAGGAUGCCGAGAUUGAGACUGUUGCAAGCCUAUGCAACGAGCUGAACCAGUUCAAGGAGGGUCGCAUUGAUGAGCCGGACUAUGACAGGCGGCUUGCCGCAUUCAGCGCCAUCUCGAGCAUUCACGGUAUUCCAUGGACUCCUAAACAGUGGCUCCCAGUUCUCCACAACCUUAUCUUCUUCAUCCGUAACGAUGAGGAAUUUGGCGUGCUGUCUUCUAACGCCGCUGAUGGCAUUCGACGCCUGAUUCAAGAAGUGUCGGACUGUCAAUCUCAGGAGAUAAAGGCCAUCUUUGACGAUUAUCUCAAGCAGAUACUGAUGCCGUCAAUUUACGGCGGCGCUCGUGAAGAGUCGGAAACCGUGCGACGAGAGUACCUUCGCGUCUUAGGUUUCCUCCUCACUACAAUGCCUGAAUGGGCGCCGGUGGCUGACCUGGGUGGCCUCCUGAACGAGCGUCAGGAGGACUCUUCCGAGCCGUCAUUCUUCUUUGAUAUCCUCAGUCCAGCGACCUCGAAGCAGAUGGAUGCCCUACGAACACUGGAAGCUGCCAACGCAAGCAAGGAGAUGGGCAGCCAGAACCUGACUCAAUUCUUCAUCCCCUUACUGGAGCACUUCAUCUUCGGCAGAGCGGAUGGCGGUGAUGACCACGGACUUGGUGCGCAAGCAGCAAGCACAAUCAGCAACCUGGCCAUGUCUCUCAACUGGAACCACUUCCGCACGACUUUCCAUCGGUACAUUGGUUACAUCGAGUCACGGCCGGAGCAGCAGAAACACACCAUUCGCCUCUUGGGCAAGUUCACGGAUGCCCUGUUGCUGUCGUUGCCCGAGAGUCGAGAUGCCGAAACGAUGGAGGUUGACCAAGAAGAGAGCUCCUCUUCCGCAGUACGGCGCCUGCGACUGAUGGCCCCCAAGGCUGCAGAGCUGUCUACCCAGAUCAACGACUACUUCCUCCCGCCGCUGACCAAGCACUUGCACCAAAAGGACGAAUCCGAGGUCAGCUACCGUGUCCCCGUCGGUAUCACCAUCAUCAAGCUCUUGAAGCUGCUUCCCGGUCCCCAGAUGGACCAGAAGUUGGCUGGCGUCCUGACCGACAUCUGCCACAUCUUGCGCAGUAAGUCGUGGGAGGCGAGGGAGAUGACACGAGACACCUUGGUCAAGAUUGCCGUUCUUCUGGGUCCUACCUUUUUCGGCUUCAUCUUGAAAGAGCUUCGGGGCGCCCUCACCAAGGGCUACCAGCUUCACGUUCUCUCAUACACUGUGCACUCCAUCCUGGUCCAUACCGUUCCUCAAUUCGCGCCUGGCGAUCUCGAUCACUCGCUUUCUGCAAUUGUCAACGUGAUCAUGGACGACAUAUUCGGAGUUGUCGGUCAAGAGAAGGACGCCGAGGGCUACGUCAGCCAGAUGAAGGAGGUUAAGAGCAGCAAGAGCCAGGACUCGAUGGAACUGAUUGCCAAGAAUGCAUCAGUCAGUCGCCUCAUUGAGCUUGUGCGGCCAUUGCAGGCUAUGUUGAUGCAGAAGGUGGACCUGAAGAUUGUUCGCAAGAUUGACGCCCUCCUGACUCGCAUCACCGCGGGACUCUUGCAGAACCCGGCCGCCGAGAGCCGUGACACUCUGGUAUUCUGCUACGAGGUCAUUCAGGAGGUGUACAAUGCACGGAACCCAGAGGCCGAACCCAAACUGGACUGGAAGACGCGAAGGUAUCUGGUUCAGCGAGGAGCCAAGAAGAGCGGCGACCGAGGCCAGACCAGCAAGCAUACGUAUAAGCUGACUCGCUUCGCAUUCGAGAUGCUGAGGUCGAUGCUGAAGAAGUACGAUAGCCUGCGAAUCCCCGAGAACAUUGCUGGUUUUAUUCCUAUUAUUGGUGAUGCCAUUCUCGAAGGCGAAGAUGAGGUCAAGAUUUCGGCAUUCCGACUCUUGGCAGUCAUCGUCAAGGUGCCCCUUGGAACGAAUGAUGGAAUCAACAUCUACAAGAUUGCCGUCAAAGAGGCUACAAGGUGCAUCUCCAUGUCUACGUCGACUACGACCGAGUUGGCACAAGCAGCGUUGAAGAUGCUUGCUGUCGUGCUGAGGGAUCGCAAGGAUAUUGAGAUCAAGGACGCUGCCAUCGACAUGCUGCUGGGCAAGCUGAAGGACGACUUUACGGAGCCGCUGUACCGACACAUUACUUUCAACUUCCUGCGCUCUGUGCUGGAUCGCCGCAUCGAGACCGCCACGGUCUACGAUACGCUGGACCAGGUCGGCACGGUCAUGAUCACCAACGACGACAAGGACACGCGAGAUCUGGCACGAGGCGCCUUCUUCCAGUUCAUCCGAGACUACCCCCAGAUGAGGUCCCGCUGGACAAAGCAGCUCAACUUUGUCGUCGCCAAUCUCAAGUACGAACGCGAAGGCGGUCGUCUAUCCGUCAUGGAGGUGAUCCACUUGCUUCUGAUGAAGUCGGCCGACGAUUUCAUUCAGGAGAUUGCCGCCACCUGUUUCCUGCCGCUGUUCCUCGUCCUCGCCAACGACGACAGCGAGAAGUGUCGCCUCGCGGCAGAGGCGCUGAUCAAGGAGAUCUUCCGCAAGGCCGACAAGGAGCGAAUGCUUGCCUUCCUGAACCUACUUCGGUCAUGGCUCGGUAAAGACGGCAAUGCGGCGGUCGUCAAGCUUGCCGUGCAGUUGUUUGGCUAUUACUUUGAGUGCAACGAAGAUGCCGCCAAGAACAAGACGGACUUUAAGCUCAUCUUCGACAAGGUCAUGAGCAUCUUGGGCUCUGACAAUGUCCGCGACGUCGAUGGGGGGCUUGUGGGUGCCUCGAUUGGUGUGGUACGCACAUUCACCACGGUCUUCCCUGACAGGACACUGUCUGCCAACAGAGAAGAGCUGUGGGCCAAGCUGCCGCGCUGCCUUGGGCAUAGGGAGACGUCGGUCAAGCUGGCUGCCGUGCAAGUGAUCAGUCUGUAUCUCGCUGAUUUUGCCAAGGCAGGCGCCAGCACCUCGGCAGGUGAGGAUGUGCAAGGGUCUCAUGGCCUGACACUCCGGGCCAGCAACGUGGAAGAGCUCGUCCGUCUCGCACUCAGCGCCCUGAACGGCCACGAGGUUGACGAGGGCCUUGCAAACGAGCUGGGUCAAGUCCUCAUCUUCCUGGGCCCCCGCCUCCCCGUCGGAGAGUCUCCCGAUGAUGCUUCCGAUGCCGAAUCCGAGACGGAGGAGCUGGAAGCCGAGGACAAGGAGGAAGCCAGCGCCAAGCCCAAAGACCUGCAGUACUUGUUCUGGCGCCUGUCUCACAUCCUGCGCAAGGAGAUUCGGCCCACGGCCGUUGCCAUCGCGCCCAAGGUCGUGGCCAUGGAGGUGCUGGAGACUGUCUGCCGCCGCUCCUCGCUCGACCGGCUCCAGCCCUCUCUGCGCACCAUCCUGACGCCGCUGCACCACCUCACCGACCCGUCGAUCCCCGCGCCGUUCAGCAUGGACGAGGUGUUCAAGACGAAGCACGAGGGCAUCAAGACACGGGCGCAGAUCAUGAUGGAUUCCCUGCAGAAGAAGUUUGGCACGGCCGAGUACAGCAAGCAGCUCAUGUCGAUCCGGGAGGAGGUCAAGGCGCGCCGUCUGCAGCGGUCGAGCAAGAGGAAGAUUGAGGCGGUGGCGCAGCCGGAGAAGUACAACAAGGACAAGAGGAAGAAGUUUGAGAAGAACAAGGAGCGCAAGAAGACGAGGUCCAAAGAGCAGAAGUCGAUGCGGCAGGCGUACAAGACGUGGUGA
Trichoderma reesei QM6a is the source of this 7923-nucleotide messenger RNA. RefSeq lists its product as uncharacterized. The transcript is spliced from 2 exons. Gene Ontology annotation, cellular component: 90S preribosome; nucleolus; small-subunit processome. The record is from RefSeq and is a predicted model, not a curated record. Lineage: Eukaryota; Fungi; Ascomycota; Sordariomycetes; Hypocreales; Hypocreaceae. The coding region runs from base 1 to 7923 and encodes 2640 amino acids.